This is a messenger RNA of Neoarius graeffei (lesser salmon catfish), 4360 nucleotides long. RefSeq names its product coiled-coil domain containing 97 (gene ccdc97). Bases 297 to 1235 code for a protein of 312 amino acids. The record is from RefSeq and is a predicted model, not a curated record. Lineage: Eukaryota; Metazoa; Chordata; Actinopteri; Siluriformes; Ariidae. The transcript has 7 exons.
UACUAUGUAAAAGCGGAAGCUGUUGGGUUGUUCUCAAUGUAGUGCACUUACAUAUGGAACGAUAAGGCAUUGGGGAUCGAGCCAGAAUAGCUUCUCAUUGCUAGUCAGUGAGGGGGUUGUUUUUAUUGUUGUACCAGCGAAUGCGGUGUUUCAUUGCAUUAAGAAUCAGAACAGAGGUUCGGUUUGAUGUUCUCCAGAAACAAUAAGCUUUGUUGAGCUCGCGCGCUGAGUCUGUGGUGUACAUCCAGAUAAACUUCCUGUUUCUCCCUCACUGAAGUUGGCAUUCAGCAGCAGAAAUGUGGGGUGAAAUCGAUCCAUGCACCAAACCUGCAGGUCCUGAACUCUACAAGAUUCACCAGAAUGCCUGUGAGCCCUCAAACUCAUGUGGAAGCUCUCAAAGCAAUUUCAUCGCCAAUGGUGAAGAUUCCAGCCCACUGGAUGCCAUGAUAUCAGCUAUAGUGGUCAGUGGGUGUCCAGUAAAGCACCAGCAGCUGGAAGAGCCUGCCCUUACUGUGAAGGAGAAAAAGCAGUUGUUGAUGGAACAGUAUAAUACCAACCCGGUAGACUUUCUUGAGCGCUAUCACACUCAUUUGAAACCAGAGCAUUUGGUGGCUUUCUCACAUGUGAGCAAUGACCAUAAAACACAGCGUUACUAUACAGAAGUUCAGAAACGGGCCAAGAGGGCGCGCAAACGACGCUACGCAGCUCUCCGUGUGCUUGAGGAGGAGGGUCAGUACUUCAGUGACGAGCAGAUGCGUUUUCGAGAGCCUCUUCUGUAUGAGCAGUACAUCGGUCAGUACUUGAGUGAUGAAGAGAGACGGCAGCACUUUCUUGAAUCUUUGCCGAAUGGCCCGAUAUGUCUGCAUCACCUGCUCCUGAGUGUUGUACAGGAGAAACAGCUCCAGAACCGCAUUCAGGAGGAAUAUGCAAAACAGGAGGAAGAGGAGGACAAGGCUGAAGAGGAAGAACAGGAACCGACAGCAGAAGACAAAGACAUGCUGAGAGAGGUCUUUAUGAUAGAUAUGCGCCACCGCUUCUUAAACGGCAAAGAUAAAGACUUUAACUACAGAGAAGUGGAUGAGAACUCUGAUUACGAUGACGACGUGGAUAGUUUAAGGCGUGAUGAAGAAAAGUACUUUGAUGAAGAGGAGGAAGAUGAAGAGGAGGAAGAAGCAGACGGUGGGAAAAAGGAAAAUGAAGACAAGGAGGAAAACAAAUGUGACAAUCUGGCGUAAAAUGAGCUCUCCAGUUGUGUCCAGUGUGAUAUCAGCACUGCUGUUUGGGGAAUCCAGGCCAGGAGAGGAUAAAGCACUCUGCAUUUCAUCAAACACGCCUAAUAACAGAGAGAGGGACGACAAAGAAAAUCAAAUCAAGUCAAGUCAAUGCACUGAACAUACCAAACAACCCUGAUCUCCAGACAUCAUACUGAAACACCACAACACUUCACACUAUUCUGUAGCAGCACACACACGAUGUACCAAGGGAUUUGUCAGUUACCUUCAGCGUGCUCUGCAAAUUUGCUCUCUCCUGGCGAUUGGGUUUUGUACGUGCCAUUGGCCUGAGGCAGUACUGGCAUACACAAACUGAAAAGAUAGCAUAAUGGGGAAUGACCAAACACAAAAUGUUGGCAUUUUGCCUGACAAAACUGAAAAAUUUAUCAUCAAAAACAAUGUAUACAUUGUUAGGUGACAUACUCAUGUUCAGAAGGUUGGUAAGGUCGAUCUACAUCCACCCAACACUGAGGUUCAGUGAUAACCCGUGCAGACAGAGAGAACCUUUUAUACUCAGACGGCGAGAUCAGAUAAAACCCUGUCAUUGGGCAACAAUAAGAUACCGUCAACAAUUACAGCAAACACCACACCCUUUCAGAAAUUACAAGAUGUUCAAGCUCAUCACCUUGCCCAGUCUUCGUGAACACACACGACGCAAUGCCACUUAUGUCUUCCUUUCGGAUGCAGUCAUAUCGCACUUGCGGCCUCAACGCAGGCACGCUGAACACGUGAAUGUCCCCUAGAUUGGUCAGGCACACUAGGCCAUUUUCACAGUAGUCCUCCGAAGCAGCACUGCAGAAGUUCACUAAAGCCACCUUCCGUACACGGCAGCCCUCAUGAGCGGUCAGCUUGAAUUUGGUCUUUGCGCUGACUUUCGGCAACGUGAACACCUGCAAUGAAUCGGACAGGAUUACUGAACAAUGGACAUGAUUACAGUUCUUCAGCCUGGUGUGUGAAGAUAGUUAAGGACAGGGGGGUUGGAGGGAGUGGACAAGUAUCAAGAUGAUGUACUGAACAAGCAUCCGACAUGCAUCCUUGGACAGAAACAGUAGAGUGAGAAAGCAGCAUGGCCAAGUGACGGUUACAACCACAUACCAAGCAUCAUUCAAUACUACAGAAGGUUUUGUGCCUUUUCCCAGAGAGAAUACAGCAGGUUUGUCUUGCAAUGAUCACAUUCAUGAGGAGUUGCCUGUGUGAUGGCCACAGCCACACAGGAUAAGAUCAUUCCACAGUCUACCUUUGCACCUUAUUAGUUUGCUACACAGUUUAUCAUUUACAGUCAUCUAUACCAAUGUUUCUCAACCACUGGGCCAUGGCCUGUUAGCGAGGCAUGAAAUGCCAUCUAGUGGGACGCAAAUUUUUUUUCCCCUAAAUUGAGGUUAAUUUUUUACUCGUAGUAGGGUACAAUUGCUGGGUUGCAUCCGACGUCACAUCCGCCUCAUUAAGCUACAAUCACACUACAGCUUGCGAUGCGUUAUCAAUGAGAAUGAGACAUUUUGAUGGCGAUGUACACGCGAGCUAAAAGUUGUGGUCACACCGUAGGUAAACACUUGACUGUGGCCUCUUUGCGCUUAUGCCUGGCACAGCUCAAACAGCUGCACACACUCAUGGAGUGCGUCGUGUGUAUGCUUAGGACCCAGUCAUUAUGGGAAACCCCUGAUACUGAUCACACAAUCAGCAUGCAUAGAUACGGACGCUGUUUUCACAGAGGCUUUGCGAAGUAUUAUGAUCACUGUCACGUUUGUUUCUAGCCAUGUUUAAAACACUGUUUAAAAUACUCUGCUUUCUGUUUCGCUUUUGUAAAUAUCACGCCUGCUAAUAAACACUUCCUGCACUUAGAUCCGUCUACCUUGUAGUGUCCUGAUCAUCUGUGUAGAACGACGUCUGCAGCACCAGGUAGUUUGAGAUGUCGGGGAACUCAACAGAUGGAUAAUUUUCCAACUUGUAGGAAAAAAUCAUUUUUUGUUAACGUGUAAGGUUCGAUCCCAUCAAGCGGUUUCUAUAUCCACUUCUUUUGAGUGGACUUCUUGGUUUUAAUAACUUGCUUGUUUGCUGUACACAAACAUGGCAAUAAGUUCUUGUGUUAAUGUAUCAGACUCCACUUUUGGAUCAUUAAUCCCUUUUGACUGAGAAUGCCCUCCAUGCAUGGUUUUAUGUUGGCUUCUGGUACAUCCAUACAGUUUUAAAUACAGUACCUACAAUUAAAAACAGGUUGUUUUUAUUGCAUUUAUUUAAUUCCUGGGCUCUCAUCUGUAACAGGGAGUGAUGCUGCAUCCCAUUCAUACACUUUACAGUAGAUUAUUAGAUUCUAAUAGAAUAGAUGAGCCAAAAUAAUUGGGGAUCUUUUUUUUUUAACUGGGCCCCGACUCGGUACAAGUAUAAAUAGGUGGGCCUCAAAGUAGAAAAGGUUGAGAACCCCUGAUCUAUACGAUGAUACUUGAAUAACUGACACAGUUUGUUUGAUUUACAGUUUAUUUGCUUUAACCUUAAAUUGUUUUAUAUGGAGUGCACACAUUCACCUGUGAAAGCUAUGUUUGUUCAUCACUAAUCAUGUGUUUCUUUGUUUGAGCUUUCUUUGAGUUACCUUGAGCGUUGGGGGCGGGCCCUUCCUGGUUGGGUAAAAGGCAUGGCUGAAGGCUGAGGAGACCCAAAUCUUGGAGUUUGCUCAUUAGGCUGUACUACGUCUCACCAUGUGCCCGAGGGGGAUUUUGGCUUUAUUUAAUUUUGCUUUGUGUCUUUUUAUAGUUAGUGUUUAUUUCCGUUUACCCCUUCUGUGUUAUUUGGUUUGGCCAAGCCACUAUAUACAUUCACCGUUUCAUUGUGUCAGGUCAGUUCUUGUUCAGUUAACAUCAUGUCAGAUGUUUGCGUCUCAAGUCAAGUUAUAUUUUGUUGAUCUUUUUUUAUAGGCCUAGUUUUUAAUUUUGGUCUUUGUAAACUUUAAAGGACCCAUGGCAUGGUGGUUUGUUGAUGCUUUAAACGGGCUCGUGGAGGCUUCCGGAUGUUAUAUCCGCAGCCUUUCUCGAAAUGAACCCUCGGCACGUAGAUAUAGCCUCCUGGGAGAAAGCCCCAUUUCAGCGCUUUUCCCAGUG